Molecule: messenger RNA, 762 nt
Organism: Medicago truncatula (barrel medic)
Lineage: Eukaryota; Viridiplantae; Streptophyta; Magnoliopsida; Fabales; Fabaceae
Product: probable V-type proton ATPase subunit d
Exons: 5
Coding region: 79-504 (141 amino acids)
Biological process (GO): proton transmembrane transport
Cellular component (GO): proton-transporting V-type ATPase, V0 domain
Molecular function (GO): proton-transporting ATPase activity, rotational mechanism
Source: RefSeq, a predicted model, not a curated record
AUAAAAAAUCAAUUUCAUGUUACCGCAACUUACAUUGAUGUAGAGGAGGAUUGUGAUGACAUAUUGGAAAGUUUCCCCAUGCAAAGUGUCACAGACAGUGAUAGAAGGGCUGUUAAUAUUACCAUCAAUAGCAUUGGAACUGAGCUUACCAGAGAUGACCGUAGGAAGUUGUACUCUAACUUCGGUUUGUUCUAUUCAUAUGGUCAUGAGGAGCUUGCUGUCUGUGAGGACAUUGAUCAGGUUCGUGCUGUUAUGGAAAAAUACCCUCAUCAAUCUAUCUUUGCGAAGUUAUCGUAUGGGGAGAGCCAGAUGCUUGACAAGGCAUUCUAUGAGGAGGAAGUCAAGAGGCAUUGCUUAGCAUUUGAGCAACAGUUUCACUAUGCUGUUUUCUUUGCAUAUAUGAGGUUAAGGGAGCAGGAGAUAAGAAAUCUUAUGUGGAUUUCAGAAUGUGUGGCUCAGAAUCAAAAGUCGAGAGUUCAUGACAGUGUUGUCUUUAUAUUUUAGUCUGAUUACUCAUUGUUAUAGCUUGUAUGUUCAUUUGGACUAAUUGUUGUGUCUGCAUUCUACACCCGAGUUGCCGAACAUUAGAGACUAGAGAAGAUUGUGAUACAAAUAAGUAAAAUCUUCUGUAAUAUAGAUGGGAGAUCUUUUGUCAAAUUUGAUUAAAUUAUGUUCAGAUUUAAAAACACUUAUAUUGAAUUUGUAUGUUGUGAAUUGUGAUAAUAAAUUUUCUUAUGAAAUAAACUUUGAUAGAUUUGUUCA